Molecule: messenger RNA, 3084 nt
Organism: Alligator mississippiensis (American alligator)
Lineage: Eukaryota; Metazoa; Chordata; Crocodylia; Alligatoridae
Gene: CREB3L3
Product: cAMP responsive element binding protein 3 like 3
Exons: 10
Coding region: 145-1548 (467 amino acids)
Biological process (GO): regulation of transcription by RNA polymerase II
Cellular component (GO): nucleus
Molecular function (GO): DNA-binding transcription factor activity, RNA polymerase II-specific; RNA polymerase II cis-regulatory region sequence-specific DNA binding
Source: RefSeq, a predicted model, not a curated record
AGAGGAGAGGAGAGGAGAGGAGAGGAGAGAGGAAUUAUCCCAAAUCACUGGCACUUCUAGGGGUCCGGCAGGAACCCUUCCCCCCAGCCAGCAGGCUCCAUCCUCAGACGCCCCUGUGCCUGGAGCUGGGCUGGAGACAAAGACAUGGCUUCCAGCUGCCAGAUGAGCAGCAUCAACAGCCUGGAGCUGCUGGACCUGCUGUUUGACCGGCAGGACGGGAUCCUUCGCAAUGUGGAGUUUGGGGGCCCCGUGGCUGCGUGGCCGGGGCCAGAGGACAGCCAGCUGCCGGGCAGCCAGGAAAACGAGGAUUUCCUCAGCUCCCUCCUGGGCUCUGGGGACUCUGUCUCCGACUCUUCCGCUUGGUCUCCCGCGGCCAGCGACAGUGGCAUCUCUGAGGACCCCACCUCCGACCAGCUUGACAGCCCCCCCGGCUACGUGCCCGGCAGCAGCCCAGGCGGCUACUCGGAUGGGGGCCACGGCGAGCCCAUGUACAGCUACCAGGACUCCUGCCAGGCCCUGCCCGUGCUGAAAGUGCCCGUGGCAGACCUGCGGGACACGGAGGUCUCCAUAGACCUGGACAUGUGGAACUCCGGGUUCUUCCCCGAGGACAGCCAGGACCUGCCCGCUCCCAGCCAGCUCCCAUCAUCCUGCACCCUCACCGUGAAGGACCUGCUGCUGUCCGGCAGCUCGGAGACGCAGCAACAACAACAGAUGAACCCGGUGCUGCUGAGACAGGGCCCCGGGCACUGCCAGGAGCUGGUCCUGACCGAGGAUGAGAAGAAGCUGCUGGCCAAGGAGGGCAUGACACUGCCCACCCAGCUGCCCCUCACCAAGUAUGAGGAGCGGGUGCUGAAGAAGAUCCGCAGGAAGAUCCGGAACAAGCAGUCAGCUCAGGAGAGCCGGAAGAAGAAGAAGGAGUACAUCGAUGGGCUGGAGACCCGGAUGUCGGCCUGCACGGCCCAGAACCAGGAGCUGCAGAGGAAGGUGCUGCACCUGGAGAAGCAGAACUCAUCCCUGCUGGAGCAGCUGAGAAAGCUGCAGGCGCUCGUGAUGCAGUCAAGCAACAAGGCCGCCCAGACAGGCACCUGCAUUGUGGUCUUGCUGCUCUCCUUUGCCCUGAUUGUGUUCCCCUCCAUCAGCCCCUUUGCCCACAACAAGGCAGAGACUAGCAGUGACUUUGGGCCGGUGAGAGUGUUCUCCAGGUCUCUCCACAAUGACGACUCCUCCCGCGUGGUCUAUGCGCUGGGGAAGGAUGGUGAGGAGAGACCCAAGGAGCCGGAGAAGCCCCUGUGGACAGAGUAUGCCAAGGAGAAAGAGCCCAAGCGCCAGGGUGCCCUCCGCAAAUUCCUUAGCAGCCACCUGCUGCCCGAGCCGGCGGUGGAGACCACGCUGAGCAACAGGACCGAGGCCCUGCCCCAGGACGGACACUCAGACUUGGAGGGGCUGAGCCAUGAUGACCGUGUUGUUGGGCACGGCCUGGCCUCACUGGCCUGGACAGAUCCCGGGCAGCCCAGCCAGGUGGUGCUGGAGCCGGCCGACGAGCUGUGAGCACCAGCCCCUGUCUCCCCAUCACGUCAGCAGGGACUGAAGGAGGGCAUGAGUGGGAGGGCUGGGGCCUCAUUCUGGGCCUGCUAGGGUUGGGGCUGGGGCUGGGCAGGGGGCCAGGGUGAGGGUAUGUAGAGAGGGUGGAGAAACAGAGAUACAGAAUGGGGGUUAGAUGCAUCUGUCUUCUGAGUGAUAUUAGCUGGCUCUCCAGCUGUAGACACCAAGCUGUGGUUACCUGGGGAGCUUGCCCAGCCCUGCCUUGGGCAGUCACCAUUUGACCCAAAACCACAGGGACAGAAGAUGCACGAGGUGGAUGGCACCCAUGUACCCACGCACCAGCACAGGCCAAGCAGGGUCACUGCUUACCAGUGUGGGAAAGCCAUCACACCCUGCUGGACAUCCUGGCCAGGAGCUUACCUCCCUGCUUGGUUCAUCUGCACUCCCAUCCCUGGGUUCCCUCCUGUCAGCUGCCAUUGACAGACCCUUCUCUCAGUCCCAGCCCCUUGGCACCUACAUGCACAGCCCAAAGUCACAGCAAGGACCUGGGGAGUGGGCUGGAAGCUGGACCCCAGCGUGCCUUGGACAUGUUUUCACUUCCCUGUCCACUCUCUGGUCAGCCUGUGGCCCAGAAGGGAUGCAGUGUGGUUUGGGAUUGACCUAGAGGCAGCAGGGACCAGAUGCAGCAUGGGAUGUGCAGGUUCCAAGUGGGAGCUGGGGAUGAGGCUGGAAAUGCAUAGGGGUGUCUUCCCCCAAGGGAGAGCAAGGGAAGGUCAAAAGGGAGGGGGACCUAUGACAUGGCUCACGAGCUGGAAGGCCUGGGGCUGGGAGGAACUCCCCUGGCCUUCCCACUCCUAGGCCAGUUAUCUGGGGCUUGCUGCGGAAAUGGAGAGAGAGAGCUGGAGGAGUCUGUCUGGCUCAGAGCAGGGCUGGGGGUGGCAUCCGAAGGCCCUACAUGCUCGUGAAUCUAGCUGAGCAGCAUGGACUGCACCCGACAGCUGAGAUGCACCCGGGGCAGGAGCUGUCUGCUCUGAGCGGAGCCAGUGCAAGGAGAUGAGUGGUCGUAGAGCUUGAGGGGGGUGUACGUUUGACAGGCAGCCUGUGUGUGUAUGAUGCUGUGUGUGUGUGAGGCUGUGCGCAUGUGAGAUGGUGUGUGUGAAGCUGUGCGUGCUUGGGAAUGAGAGAAAAGAGCUGGGUGUGAGUGAGAAUGAGAGCAUGGGGGUAAAAGUGUGUGUGUAUAUGUGUGUGUGUGUGUGUAUAUGUGUGUGUGUGUACACCUCGAUGCUCCUCAGGGCUCCCAUCCCACACACAACCUUACAACCAGGGGCUGUCCCUCACUCCCCCACAUGGAAGGAGACCCCCUGGACUAGCUGGGGAUGACCUGCCCACUUUUGAGCCCCGCCCUGCGGCUCCACAACAGCCUUGGGAUAUCUGGGAUGUUCUGUGGUUCUCUUGAUUUAGUUUAUGCUUGGGGUUAUUUUUUGUGUUUUCUCUUUUUUAAGCUUGCAUGUGCGGCCUCUAAUACAGUAUUUUGGAACAAUA